Molecule: messenger RNA, 693 nt
Organism: Rhinocladiella mackenziei CBS 650.93
Lineage: Eukaryota; Fungi; Ascomycota; Eurotiomycetes; Chaetothyriales; Herpotrichiellaceae
Exons: 1
Coding region: 1-693 (230 amino acids)
Source: RefSeq, a predicted model, not a curated record
AUGGAUGUCCUGGUUGGUCCUGGGUGCCUGAAAGCUUUCUUGCCCAGCUGGCCCGCAAAUCGCAAACAGUAUGAGACAGCGUCUGCCCUUUACGAAGGCCGUCGGACGACUGAGCUGGACUUUUCACACGGAAAUCCAAAGGUCUCAUCUUUUGGGGGUUUCCCAGCUCAUGACUACUUCUCAGGUGGUAGCUUCUACGUUCUCUCAACAUCUGGUCAUACCAUCGGCGCUUGCACGCACGACCUCCAAGAACGGCGAGUCGACGUUUACAUUCAUGGGUGGCGAUAUUGCUCACUCACAUGCCGUCUUCAGGCCCACUUCGAAAUAUCCCCUUCCAGCCACUCCAAAUGGCCGACCAUUCACGUCUACUACCUGUCCAGCAAACAUAUCGUCCAGAUGCAUCACCUUUAUUCCAAGCCCGAGGGCCAGACGCUUUCCCGAACGACGCCGUUCAGUCGAGUUGCGGGUCCGGAGCAUGAUCUCGCGGAAUCGCAGCGUAGUGCAAAUAGGCUGACCAAUUUUGACGAUGAGGGAAACAUCUUGACCGUACUGGCACAUGAUGCGAGCCUGCAAGAUGUCCUCGAAUUCUUCCCCAGGAAAGCAAAUGACUGGAAGGAGAAGGGAUGGAAGAAAGAAGGCCAUUGGCGAUGGCUAGCGCCGCGUCUGCAAAGCUGUGGGCCAUCGAAGCUCUGA